ACAAUACAACUACCACUAAAUAGUAGAAGCAACAAUCAUAGUACACGGACAUUUUUUACUACCACCAGCAGCGAGCUGGUUGCUUGUAUACAAAAAUACCACCACUAAACUCUCAAGUAAAUAAUGAAAUAACAACAAAAACCAACGUAACGACCGACAACCACAACGUAAUAAUAUACAGAAAUAUACUGAAAGAAAAAACUACAACAAAAUCAAAUCAUGUCUCGGUGGAGCACACAAAACAACAAUAAAACAAAAAACAGAAAUAAAGUUAAGUAAAGCAGCAAACUUUAAUGCUACACUAGUCUCACAUUAACAGUCGCCAAGUAACGAUCUAAAAAACCAGUGCUCCAGUGAUCGGACGAAAACACAUACAAAAGUAGUGAUUACAAUUACACCCUUCUUCUUCUUCUUCAUUAUUAUUAUUGUAUUGUGUUCAAUUCUGUUUUAGUCAUUUUGUUCGCUAGUUGAUAAUAAGAAUUAGAUCUGAGUUAACGAAUAAGAAAACAAAGAGAAAAACAAAAAAGUAAAGAAUAAAAUCUUGAAAAAACGAAUUAAGAAAAGUAACAAAGAAAAAACACGUUUAAACACGACGACUACGACGAGAACAACAAAUAAGAACUACACAUGUGUGUGUGUGAAUAUGUGCAUGCAGAACGAAGCAAAUUCAGGCAAAUAAAUUGAAAGAACUGUCGAAAAACAACACAAACGAAAAGAAUAAUAAUAAAGCAACCAAGCACUUUUUUAUUUUAUCUGUCUUCUCAAGAAUCAAAAUAACAAUCAGUAAAUAAAAAAAAUAAUACAAGUAUUUUCCUACAUAUGUGUAUAUACAUUUUGAUAUUUUAUUUUUUUAUUAUUUUUAUGAGACUAAUGUUUUUUCGUUGUUGAUUCCUUUUCUGCUUCUUUGUCGCCUGUUUCUUCGUUUUUUUAUAAUUUAAACAUCGUAUCAACGUCGCCUCAUCGCUAUAGCUACUGCUCACUCUCCUUUAAUUGUGUGUGCUUUUUUGAAUAGCCGCCCGUCUUUCAUAAAAUACGAAUAAUAGUGAUUGGAGAUCAUUGCGAUAUUGACUGGAGAGUUUUUGUUUCUUUGCUAGAGCUAAAAAAUAAAAAAAGGAACGCGUAAUUUGGUGAACAUCGAUCGGUUGCAUUAGAAACAAAGUUUCAAAUUGAUUGAACCUCUCCUGUUGCCCAUCUCUGUCCCUAAUCAAUGGAAAAAUAAAUAAAAGAAAUACAUAUUUGCAUCAAUUGUAGGUCUGUAACACUCGUCCAGCACCGCCAAGACAAUAAAUAAACAAUAAUAAAUGCAAAUACGAAAAAAUUAAUAGCAAUUGAGAACAAUAGUUUAAAUAUAAAGUACAUAUCUAUUGAUGUAUGUAUAUUAAUUAAGUUAUUUUUAACAAAUAUGACAAAUCAAAAACUAUAAAAUUGUACCAACAAAGAAUAAACCAGAAUAUAAGCAAAUCAACAAGUGCCAAGUGUGUUAAACAAUAACAAAAUUUUGACUACCAACAAAAAUUCACUUUCUAUUGCAAUCUAUCUGUAAACAGACCUGUUGCAUGUCAUUGUUAUUUAAUAAAAUUGCAUUAAAAUUAAUCUAAAACAAAUACAAAAUGUCUGCAGCAAUUGUGCAAAAUAACACCACGACCAUCACCUCAGCAACCACAAACUCCACCAGAGCCAUUUAUUUUGAUUGCGGUGACAUUUUUACAACGAACAAAGCCACCGAAAACUUACACCAAAAUACUAAUAACUUAUCAAAUGGUCAUAUCGACAUUGACAACUCAAUGACUGAACUAAACAUUAUGGAUAUUAAUUGUUCAAAUAAUUCUUCAAUGGAUCAAAUGGAUAAAAUGGAUCAGAUGGAGCAUAUUCAACAACAGACUCAAAGCAAAACACUCAGUCAUCAAUUUCGUUUUCAUGCAGCAUUAACACGUACAAUUUCGACACCACAGCCUCAGUUGAAACAACUUCAUCUCAGCCAACUUCAUUCCCAACAACAGCAGCAACAACAACAGCAGUCACCUACUCAACAGGAUUCUAAUGUGGCAACACUUGUAAAUACACUUAUCGAAAACUUGGGUAACAUCAAUUUACAUCGAAAACUAGAAAGAACUCAAUCCGAACCAUUGCCCCAACAGCAAGUCAACGCUUCAAGGUAUAAAACGGAACUUUGUCGCCCCUUUGAAGAAGCAGGCGAAUGCAAGUACGGUGAAAAGUGUCAAUUUGCUCAUGGCUAUCAUGAGUUGCGUAAUUUGCAAAGACAUCCCAAGUACAAAACCGAAUAUUGUCGUACAUUUCACAGUGUAGGUUUUUGCCCCUAUGGACCACGUUGUCAUUUUGUACACAAUGCUGAUGAAGCACGUGCUUUACAACAACAACAGCAACAACAACAGCAGCAGCUUCAGCAACAAACAAAAUUACAACAACAAAAUCAUUCCAAUUAUUAUCCAUUGAGCGCAAAAUCUAGUCUCAAUGGUGGUGGCGGCACAAUUAAUCAUUCCCUACCACUUAGUCCCCCCUUGAGUAUGUCGACUGGUUCAGAUCGCGAAUCACCAACUGGCUCGUUGUCACUAUCGCCCACAAGUUCCAUGACAAAUUUCCCAUUCGGCGAACAGAUUAGUCCAGCCAAUUCGGUGUUUCAAACUGCUUUCACAUAUGUAAAUACACCACCCGAAAGUCCCAAUGCUCCCAUGUCUCCAGUUAAUACACCACCACCGUCUCUGAUGCUCGGACACCAGACUACACACUACAUUAAACCAGUUGUUGCCAAUAACGUUGGCGGUACUGCAGCUGCACAGCCUCCAGUCAAGCAAUUAUUGCAAAAAAGUUCUAGUUCACCAAUUGCUAUAAUACGUGGAGGCAGCAACGCCGCCACAGUCAACAACACCAAUAAGCCUCCAAUCAAAGUUAAAUCUGUGUCAUCAUUAAAUGGUGCUUUAACAGCCGAAGAGGCACGUUUACCUGUGUUCAAUCGCAUUAGUAACAACUCCACUGCAGACGCAUUCUCGCAUGUAGCUUUAUAAAUUCUAUUACAAGUAGAUUUAUUAUUAUUAUUAUUAUUUUUUGCAUUUGCAUUUUCAUUUUAAUUUAAUUAUUUGUUCAAUUGACUAAACGUAAACAAAGUCACGCAAUGUAACUGGAAUCGGUUCGGUGAGGUGCGGUGCGGUGGAGCAGUGGAGACGUAAAGGUUUUUUGAUAUUGUGUUGCAACGUCUGGACUGGGAGAAGAGAACUGUGCGCCAACGAUUGAUUAAUUAAUUGUGAGUAAGUGAGCAAAGCGUUGACGCUUACGUUAAAAAGGCAAAUUUAAAAAGAAAAACACACAUCAAACCAACAACAAAAUCUCAAUAUUCACAAUAUUUAACUGAAAACAAAAAUAAAAUUCUAGUUUUUUCUCUUUAUUAUUAUUAUUAUUAUCAUUAUUUUUUUUAUCAUUUUAUCUCUAUAUAAAUAUACAUACUAUAUACGAUAUAUACAUACAUACAUACACGCAUACACACUACAUAUCGUUACCUAAAAUGCAAUAGAACGUAAUAACAUUUCAACAAAUUUCAAAAGAAAAAUUAAUCAAACAUUUGAUUUUCCUAUUCAUGUUCUUACGUUAUUAUUUAGCAUUUUAAGUGGCGAUAUGUUGUUUGAUUGUUUGUUUGUUUGUAUGUUUCUAUGUAUCUUUAUAAACAAUAUAUUUGUUUAUACAUACUUACAUUUAUACAUUUAAUUGUUAUUAUACCUACUAUUAUAAUGAAAAUACUAAAUUAUUUAAAGAAAAUACCUUUUUAUAUAUAUUUCGAUAUAUAAACAAAUUUAAAAGGAAAUGAAACUAAAGACAUUUUUAAAAAUAAAUAAUUUUACUUUUAAUUAUUAUAUUUAUAUUUAUACUUAUACUUAUAUAAAUAUAAAUUAUUUUAUAUGUAUAACUUUAUUUAAAUCCAGAUUUAAAAGAAAUUUAUUAUUAAUAUUUAUAAUAUUUUUAUUAUAUAUACUUUAUGUAAACAUUUAUUAUAUGUAUAUUAUUUAAUUUCUAUUUCUAUAACUAUUUCUAUUACUAUUUCUAUCUAUUUAUCCAUUAUUAAAUGGAUAUGACAUUUCGAAAAACAAUUUGAAAAUUUUAUUCUUUAUUUUAUUUAAAAACAAACAAAACAAAACAAAAACUAUGUAAAUUAUUAUUAUUUUUUAUUUUAUUUUUAUUUUUGGCUGGGUUGCUUUAUAAUCUAAUUGAUGUAAAAAUCACUUUAAUUUUUAUUUUAUGCAUUUAUUAAAAUUAAUAUUUUAUUUAUUUUAAUAAUUUAUAUACACUUUUAUAAAAGACAUUUCAAGACAAAAACAUCUGAAAAUAUGUUACAAAUUCACCACAGAUCGUUUAUCGAUAUUUCAUUUACCCUUUGAGACGCCAACUAACUGAAACGAAUUCCUCUAGUAAAUUAUACAAGUUUGGCUCUUACAAGAAGCUACAUUUUUGUAAAUACACAAACAAUAUUAAUUACUUUAAACCUUAGUGCCUGGUUGGUGAAUGAAAUAAAUGAACGAACAUCUUUCGUAGACAAAAACAAAAUUACAUUUGAAUGAUGGUAUAUAAAUUUGAUUUAUAUAAAUAUUGUUUCUAUUAAAUACAAUUUGAGACAACAUGUUAGUUACAUCAAUUCAAUUCAAUUAAUAAUUAUUAACUAUUAAUUUGUUUGUUAUUAAUCAUAAAUUAAAUAUUGCAACAAUGACUUGAUAAUUUAAUAAUUUAAUUUAAAAUUGACAUGUUAGAAACGAGAUUUAUUUAGGUGCGUGCAGAUCUUUUAUAAAUAUUUAAGUUAUAUAAAUUUAAUUCAAUGUAAAUGUGUAAAAAAAAAAAAUAAUAUUUAAACAAAUAAAAAAAAACAACUUAAACAACAAAGAAAUUGAAAAUAAUGUGAAAUCUUAAAAAAAAAGAAAACUCUUAAUAUAAUUUAUUUAAAAAUUAUUUGCAUAAUUAAAUUAUUGAUUCAACUCGUUAAUUUUACGAAAGAAAAAAACAACAUAACUUUAUUUUUUAUACUAAAUAUAUACAUGCAUACAUAUUAAAAUAUUUAUACAUAUUUAAACUUAAAAAUGUAGAAUAUAAUACAAUGGCAAUUAUUUAAUUUUUUUAUUUUUUUAUUAUUUAUAAACAAAUAUACAAGCGUUUAUUUAUACAUACAAACAAGUGUGUUUAAUAAAUAUCCUGUAUAGCUAUAGAUUUUUUUUUAUUUAAUUUUAUUUAAAAUCAAAGGAAUUAUUGAAAUUAUUGAAUGAGAAUAAAUUUAAUUUGUUUAAUAUAACUACACAUUCAGCAUACAUAAACACAUACAUAUUAAAUUAUAAUAAACUACUAUGAAACUACAUAUUUUUAUUUUUCCCAAUUGCAUCUGCUAUUAUUAUUGCUACACCUAUUUUAAAAUCAAACAAAAAAUACAAACAUUUCUUUUUUUAUUUUAUUAUUACAUAUUUCCAUUAGUAAUAUUUAUUAUUUCUUCUUGUAUUAUAUAAAUAAACACAAAAACAUAAAAGAUAUCAACAAAUUGAAAGAAGUAAGAAAGGAAAAUCCAAUUGUCAUUGAAAAAUUCUCAAGUGCCUUAAUAAUGUUUUAUUUUAUUUUAUUUAAUUUUUUAUUAUUAUUAACUAUUUAUAUGUAAUUUAAUUUGAUUUGAUUGGUUUAAUUGAAUAUUUUGUUUUUAUUUUUACAAAUUAUUUUUAAUUAUUUAAAUGGAUUUAGUGUCUUCCCCCUUUAAUUUUUUAAUUUUUUUUUAUAAUAAUUCUUAAUUAUUAUUAUUCUUAUUUUUUACAUAGUAAAUGCCAGUUAAGCCAGUUACUAUGCUAUUUAAAUACAAAAACAACAACAACAAAAAAACCACAAAAAAACGAACUAUGCUUCCAUUUUUAUACAUAUAUAUUUUUACAAAUAAAAACGAAAAAAUUAAAAAAAAACAUGAAACACUCUUGUGCUUAUACAAAUUUUUUGAAUAAAAAUUACUUAUUUUUCUUAAUAAAAAAUAUAAAAACAAAA
Molecule: messenger RNA, 6009 nt
Organism: Calliphora vicina (urban bluebottle blowfly)
Lineage: Eukaryota; Metazoa; Arthropoda; Insecta; Diptera; Calliphoridae
Gene: Tis11
Product: Tis11 zinc finger protein
Exons: 3
Coding region: 1611-3023 (470 amino acids)
Molecular function (GO): metal ion binding; mRNA binding
Source: RefSeq, a predicted model, not a curated record